This is a messenger RNA of Polypterus senegalus (gray bichir), 2264 nucleotides long. RefSeq names its product cyclic GMP-AMP synthase-like. The transcript is spliced from 2 exons. The coding region runs from base 226 to 1386 and encodes 386 amino acids. The record is from RefSeq and is a predicted model, not a curated record. NCBI's taxonomy places the organism in Eukaryota, Metazoa, Chordata, Cladistia, Polypteriformes, Polypteridae.
CUGUUUUUUAAGCACGACAACUCAUUCCAUCCUUGAGAAGAGCGUCGGGUAGCUGAGUCGAGAGGCACCGCGAUCACGGAUUGUCACCGGAGAUUUUCACGACGCGAGAUUUUGCGUAACCCAUGAGAAGGACAUCAUCAUCAGUUCUGAGUGACCACAAGACUGUGUGAUAGGCACACAUAUCUUCAGACCAAGUCUCUACUUACUGGUGUAUGAUAUCUGACCAUGGAAUACGUCUCAGUUGCCAGCAUCUCUUUGCUUGCAGCUGGAGCCGCAGCAGUAUAUACUGCAGUAACUCGCCUACUUCUAGGAAACCAUGAGACGUUAAGCAAGAAGAUGUUAGAGAGACUUUACCAGGAUAAGGUUAAUUUUAGUAACUGGGAGCUUGACGCUUACAAAUCAAAGGCAGAAGAUGUGGUCAGCACUCUCCUGAAAGUGGUCCAGAAGUAUGUGCAAGAAGGAGACCCCAAGAUUAGUCAGGAGCCCAUUGGUACUGGCAGUGCUUUUGAAGGUGUGAAGGUCAAGCCAGAGGUAGAGUUUGACUUCUUGGUCCCCAUUCAGAUCAAAUUUCACAGGAUUAUCUUCUCAGAUGAGGAUCACAAUGUUCCAGUGUGCUUUGGACUCAUUCAGAUUGAACAGCCAGCAAUGAUUAUCCUUCAAAGUGCAAAAAUAUGGAGAACUGGUACUAUAGAUUUCAAAGAGAAAUUCUGUGUUCAAUUUGGAAGAUAUGGCUAUCUGUUGUCUACUGACCAGAUUCAGCGGUGGUUUCAGUCCAUGUGUGCUAAAACUCAAACAGAGCUUGAAAGGCACUUCCAUGGAAUUAACUUCAACUUUCGGAAAAGUGGCCCUGCAAGGACACUUGUCUUUAAAUGGAAUAACAAAGAAGUGAAUAUUGACCUAGUGCCUGCUGUUAAAUAUGAAGAUACCUACCUUGUGGCAAAAAUGACCUCCCAUCUUGGGGAGAAGGCAUGGAGGCUUUCGUUUUCCACCCAGGAGAAGGCUUUCCUUCAACAUCUGUCACCCAACUGCUGUUACUUUAAGUGUCUGAAGAUCCUAAAAUACCUGAGAGAGAAUGAUAAGAAAAUACGUCCGACCUCCCACCUGAGCUCCAGCUGUCCUUCUUACUACCUGAAGACGGCAUUUGUCCACCAGGUACGGCAGAAUGACAAAAGCUUCUGGAAGAAUGAGGACCUGGAGGACCGAGUGAAGAAUCUCCUCUGGUAUCUGGCUGAGUGUAUGGGGCGAGGGCACCUCCAGCAUAUAUAUAAGGAUAACACAAAUUUACUGAAAGAGGUGAGUCCAACAACAUUGGAACAGAUCAGGUUUAGGCUGCUUUACAUCCAUAAUAACUUUGAAUCAGUCCUGCAGUAUCACUUGGAAUAUUAAAACCUUACAGAACAAAAGAACCUCCACGUCUGUGGCAGGACUACAGUAGACAUUACAUUUGCUAAGAUCAUAAUAGUGAACAGGAUUACAACAACCAGAUCUCCACAAAUGGAUACAGAGAACCCAGCCACAACGCUAGUCUGGUCAAAACUGGUCCUUCAAGCUGACUUGUUUAAACAGUGUGUGACCAUAAAAAAUGUUUAGUAUAUUAUUGCCAUUGUGGGCUCAAACAGUCCCCCAUUGUAUGGAGUUCUGUAAAGAGCAGUGAAGAUUAUUCAAUAAUGAAGAAUAUUCAAUAUGUCACUAUAGUCUGUAUUUUUUGAGCUUUGCACUUGUAUAAUUAACCUGCUUAUAACAUAUUAUUCUUUUACAUACUAUAUACAUAUAGUAUAUAUUUGUUUUAUGUCAUUUGUAUUAUGUGCUCCUGGCUUUCAUUCUGAUUCCUGUGCUUAUAUACAUUUGUGAGGAAGUCUUUCUUUGGCUCUGUCAGGUAAAAAGCUGAGAAAGUUAUUUGUUUUGCAGAGAAUUCCAGAAAAGCGGUGGCAAAAAUAAUAGUUAGAAAAUGAUUGGUUAAUUGUACUAAGAAAAAUAUAUCCAAAAGUUACAAAACGUGCUACCACACCCUGAUAUUAUAAUUUCCCACAACCAAUGGGCCCUGAGCAUGCUGCUCAACCCUUAGAGUUUUGAAUUGCUGCCCACAAUAACUAUGUACCCUCUGUACACUCCUAAAGCACCAAGAGAAGACAACAGCCAGAGCACUGAGAGCACCUCAGCAAACGUCUGCAUUCAGACCUGUUGAUGAUAUUAGUAUAUAUAUAUAUAUUAGUAAACUAGAUUACUGCAACACACUCCUCUCAGGACUACCCAAAAAAAGUCAU